Molecule: messenger RNA, 2138 nt
Organism: Onthophagus taurus
Lineage: Eukaryota; Metazoa; Arthropoda; Insecta; Coleoptera; Scarabaeidae
Product: ATP-binding cassette subfamily G member 4-like
Biological process (GO): transmembrane transport
Cellular component (GO): plasma membrane
Molecular function (GO): ATP binding; ABC-type transporter activity; ATP hydrolysis activity
Source: RefSeq, a predicted model, not a curated record
GCAUGUUCUAAAGCUAUACAUUCGCACAACGAAUAUUUCAACGUCAUGGGAAUGCAGAGACGAUAUUGGCGAAAUAAUUUAACAACGAAAAAACGAGAGAUAGUGACCUUUUAAAAGUGCAAAACGGAACAAAAGUUGAUCAUUUCUAAAUCGGAAUUUGUGGGCUUUAAACAGAGAAGCUUUGUGGUUUGUUAUUGCGACAGUGACCUAUUUUUUAUAAAUGAACGUGCAGGAAAAGGGCAUCAAAUUAACCAAGGUCACUAAAAGACCUCCGGUUGAUAUAGAAUUUAAAAAUUUAACUUAUAAAAUAGGGAAUCUUGAAAUAAUUCACUCAGUGAAUGGAAAACUUCCAUCGGGAAAAUUAAUUGGUAUUUUAGGAGCAAGUGGAGCCGGAAAAACUUCUCUAUUGAACAUUUUAGCCGGACAAAUUCAUAAUGGAGUAACUGGGAAUAUUUUAAUAAACGAUCAUCCGAGAGAAAUGAAAAAAUUUCAUAAAUUAUCAUCGUAUAUCAUGCAAGAAGAUUUAUUACAACCACUUUUAACUGUUAAAGAAUCUAUGAAUAUCGCGGCUAAAUUAAAAUUGGGGAAAGAAUAUACAGAAGAUGAUAAACAAAAUGUUUUAAAAGAAGUUGUAGAUGUAAUAGGUUUGGAUACAUGUUUAAAUGUAAGAGUUGAAAAUUUAUCAGGUGGACAAAGAAGAAGAUUAUCAAUCGCUUUGGAAUUGGUUAAUAACCCACCUGUGUUAUUUUUAGAUGAACCAACAACUGGAUUAGAUAACGUUGCGAUGAAAACUUGCGUUCAAAUAUUAAAAUCAAUAGCUUUACAAGGACGAACUGUAAUUUGUACGAUUCAUCAACCAUCUGAUUCACUAUUUAAACUCUUCGAUAUGGUUUAUUUUAUGUCCAGUGGAUCGUGUAUUUAUAACGGAACCGUUUCAAAUUUGGUGAAUUUUUUAGAAAACGCUGGUUUUCCGUGCCCGAUAACUUACAGCCCAGCGGAUUAUAUUAUUGAAUUAGUACAAACAGACCACAACGUCACAAAAAAAUUAUCUACCGCAACAAAAAAUGGUGCUGAAUGUUUUAAAGACGAAAUAAACAAAAAUUAUUUAGCAACAAUCGAAGAUUUUGAUGACGAUUUCGAUAAUCAAACGGAUUUUCCUAACAGUUUCUUCACCCAAUUUUUCAUUUUGUUUAAACGAAUGCUUCUACAAUUAAAAAGAAACAAAACCGGACUUUUUUUACAAUUUGGUCAUCAUAUUUUUUGUGGGUUAUUUCUUGGAAUUCUAUUUUAUAACAUCGGAAAUUCCGGAUCAGAAUUUUUAAGUAACGUCAAAUUGUUUUAUGGAAUUGUUGUUUAUUUUAUGUUUACCCAUAUUAUGGCACCGAUUUUAUUAUAUCCUUUCGAAGUUAAAAUUCUUCAAAGGGAGUAUUUCAACCGCUGGUACAGUUUAAAAGCUUAUUUCACUGCUUUAACAAUAGCGAUGUUACCAAUCAUGAUAAUAACAACAAUAAUUUUUCUUUUAAUCGCAUAUCCAAUGACGGGUCAACCUAUUGAAAUCGAAAGAAUUCUUUGGUUUUGCUUAAUAAGUCUAUUAAUGGCAAUUACAUCACAAGGAUUUGGUUUUGCGAUCGGUUCACUUUUUAGCCCGAUGAUCGGCGCUUGUGUCGGUUCAGCUCUAUCAAUCCCUUUAAUUCUUUUAGGAAUGUAUGGAGUCGAACAAGGGGAAGUUGUCGACUCAAAAAUCGAAUUGAUGAUGUCAAUUAGCUUUCCUUAUCAUGCAUUCGUCGGCUUAUCAACGAGCAUUUUAAAUAAUCGCGGGUUAAUCGAGUGCGAAACGAUUUUCUGCUACUUUAGCGACCCAAACCGCGUCUUAAAAGUGAUGGGAAUGAGUGGAAAAAAUUAUCAAAUCGAAGCGGGGUUUUUAAUUUGCUUUUUAUUGUUGCACCGGGUGUUUAGUUACUUUUGUUUGCGGGUACGAUUAACACCCGAUCAUCCUGUUAUGAGAUAUAUUAAGAAAUUACAAUGAAAGUAAACGAAAUAAUUUGUUGUCUAGUCUCUUUUUAAGAAAUCUAUUUUUAUAUGUCUUAAUAUGCAGAAUGAAAUUUUUUAACGAAGUCGUUAAUAAAAAAUUAAUGGAA